AUGGGGCUAUCCAGGAAGAACAAGACAAUCCAACCACCACCUCCAGCUCAGGUUGCGACCAACAAUGCUGUUCCAAGUAGGACAGGAGCCAAGUCUUCUGGAAAGAAUUGGGGCGAGAAGGAGCGGAAACGAAAAUGGGGUACCCAACAUGGUGCCCAUCCCUUUCUUCCCAUGUGGCAAACGUCGCCCCAACAAAGCGAACCGGCAAGUGGUCGAAUCGCGACAAAAGCCGGGCUCUCUAGAAAAAGUGUAAGGGCUCAAAACGACACAACCAACAGCACCGUGCAACCUGUUGCCAUUUCGCGCAAAGCAGGACUCUCGCGUCGACAACAUACCACGCCUCCAACAAUGCUAACCAGCCGAGGCGACACAGAACAACUCGGUACCACUACCAGCACGACCGAGCCAGAUAUUGUUGUAAUCCAGGAGGUGGUAAAUUUUCCUCUAGAUCAUGUUGACGAAACACAAUGUCAACAAUACGCAGGCAACUCAACAAUUGCGCAUGAAGACACUGGCGGCUUGGUGAACGCCCGGCUAGUCUCGAGUGCCAGAGACCUGCCACAAGCCAUCGAGGUGGACCCGCAAAGGAGACUGGCAAAACAACAAUCUCAGACAACAACCGUCACGUCCAAUGGCAACCAUGCACCGUCUCCCCGUCACCACCCCCCUCAAUCUCCCACCGGUAGUACCUGGAACUUCCUGCCAGCAGCAACAAAAUGGACAAUUUUGAAUGACACUGCGUCAGCACAAGCGCUAGCACAUAGGUGGCUUCUUGACGAUCCCAACCUGGAAACACUUCCAGAAGCCCGUCUCCAGCAGAGGUGGCAGAAUGCCAUUGGUUUCACGCAAACACCCAUCCAUGAUGAUGAAGAAGGCGUGUCAACUCCCGUACUCAACCCCUGCGACCACAAAGGAGACUACACGAGAUUGAACCUUGCUGGCAACAACCUAAACGGCACUGUCCCUGCUGAAAUUGGUCUACUGACAUCACUGGUGGAGAUCCAUUUGGAAGACAACCAAAUCUGGGGAAGUCUUCCCUCCCAGAUUGGCCGUCUAUCCAAACUGGGCAUUCUUUCCAUCCAAAACAACACCAUGACACAGUCACUGCCUACUGAGUUAGGACAGCUGUCUUUGCUGAGUCAGCUACAUUUGUUUGAUAAUGAAUUUCAAGGAGAAGUACCCUCAGAAGUUGGCCUACUGACCUAUCUGACUCAACUUCACCUGCAACGCACUCAAAUUGGUGGACAACUUCCAACAGAACUGGGAAACUUGGUUCGUCUGGAGGAGUUCUGGACCUGGAACACAAACUUUUCUGGUACACUACCUUCCCAUAUGGGUCAAAUGGUCAGCUUGUCGUCUCUUGCCAUGCACAAUGGAGAGCUGCGAGGGACCAUCCCUACAGAGUUUGGUCAGCUGACCAAUAUGGACUUGAUGCAGAUUGAUGGCCACUUCUUAUCAGGAAGUAUUCCAACAGAGUUUGGCCAGCUGAAGAAGGUGAGGCUGCUCACAUUUGGAUCCAACAGCCUUAGCUCAACCAUCCCCACAGAGCUAGGUCUGUUGUCCAAAGCUUUGGGGGUGUUGAGAUUCUUUCAAAACGAAUUGACAGGAAGUGUUCCAGCAGAACUUGGUCAACUGUCAGUUCUGCAAAGAUUGGAACUGGAUGGAAACAAAUUGACCAAAUCUAUUCCCGCCCAGUUGGGUAGAUUGGAGUACCUGGUCAGUUGUUCCUGGCUAACAACCAAUUUACAGGCUUCCUCCCCAGGGAGAUAG
Seminavis robusta is the source of this 1770-nucleotide messenger RNA. The record is from the annotation of a GenBank genome assembly. Lineage: Eukaryota; Bacillariophyta; Bacillariophyceae; Naviculales; Naviculaceae.